Cebus imitator (Panamanian white-faced capuchin) is the source of this 2543-nucleotide messenger RNA. RefSeq names its product G protein-coupled receptor kinase 1 (gene GRK1). The transcript has 7 exons. NCBI's taxonomy places the organism in Eukaryota, Metazoa, Chordata, Mammalia, Primates, Cebidae. Gene Ontology annotation, molecular function: ATP binding; rhodopsin kinase activity. Gene Ontology annotation, cellular component: cytoplasm. Gene Ontology annotation, biological process: protein phosphorylation; regulation of signal transduction; signal transduction. The record is from RefSeq and is a predicted model, not a curated record. Bases 239 to 2239 code for a protein of 666 amino acids.
GUCCUCGGUGACCCCAGCUGGGAUUUAGCCUGGUGCUGUGUCAGCUCCGGACUCCCAGGGGUCCCCAGUGGUCCCCAGGCACCCUCGGCACGGCCAGGGCGUCUCCCUCGUCCAGUGAGGGCAGGGACGGGCCACAGGCCAAGGGCAGCAGUCAGGCCCGCUCUGGCUGUGAGUGCCGCUGGCUCGGCCUCGGCCAAUGGGCCCUCGCGUCUGAGGCGGGCAAGAAGCCAGCUCCGGGAUGGAUUUCGGGUCCCUGGAGACUGUGGUGGCCAACUCUGCGUUCAUCGCUGCCCGAGGCAGCUUUGACGGGAGCAGCUCCCAGUCCUCCCGGGACAAGAAGUACCUGGCCAAGCUCAAGCUGCCCCCGCUGUCCAAGUGUGAGUCCCUCCGCACCAGCCUCAGCCUGGAGUUCGAGAGCGUGUGCUUGGAGCAGCCCAUCGGCAAGAAGCUCUUCCAGCAGUUCCUGCAGUCGGGGGAGAAGCACCUGCCGGCCCUGGAGCUCUGGAAAGACAUCGAGGACUACGACACAGUGGACGAUGACCUCCGGCCGCAGAAGGCCAAGACCAUACUGGCCCACUACCUGGACCCCCAGGCUAAGCUCUUCUGCAGCUUUCUGGAUGAGGGGUCGGUGACCAAGUGUAAGGAAGGGUCCGUGGAGAGCCAAGACAGGCUCUUCCAGCCUCUGCUCCAGGCCACCCUGGCACACCUGAGCCAGGCCCCCUUCCAGGAGUACCUGGACAGUCUGCACUUCCUGAGGUUCCUGCAGUGGAAGUGGCUGGAAGCCCAGCCCAUGGGGGAGGACUGGUUCCUGGACUUCAGGGUCCUGGGGAAAGGGGGCUUCGGGGAGGUGUCGGCCUGCCAGAUGAAGGCCACCGGCAAGCUGUAUGCCUGCAAGAAGCUGAACAAGAAGCGGCUGAAGAAGAGGAAGGGCUACCAGGGUGCUAUGGUGGAGAAGAAGAUUCUGAUGAAGGUGCACAACAGGUUCAUUGUGUCUCUGGCCUAUGCAUUUGAAACCAAAGCCGACCUCUGUCUGGUGAUGACCAUCAUGAACGGAGGCGACCUCAGGUACCACAUCUACAACGUGAACGAGGAGAACCCUGGCUUCCCUGAGCCGCGUGCCGUCUUCUACACGGCGCAGAUCAUCUGCGGCCUGGAGCACCUGCACCAGCGGAGGAUUGUGUACCGCGACCUCAAGCCCGAGAAUGUCCUGCUGGACAACGAUGAGCUGGCUCGGGUGGGUGGCAGGCAGGCGCCUGAACUUCUCCUGGAGUCUGACUUACGAGAGCAGACAUCUGCCAAGGACGGUGUCUGUGGCCGGGGUGAGUGCCCGCUGGAGACGUGGCUGCCUCUGAACCCACAAUGUCCCUGCAAUGGCCGGGACAAGCACUCACCAGGGACCUGGCUGCCUCUGAACCCACAAUGUCCCUGCAAUGGCCAGGACAAGCACUCACCAGGGACCUGGCUGCCUCUGAACCCACAAUGUCCCUGCAAUGGCCGGGGCGAGUGUCCACUGGGGACGUGGCCACCUCUGAACCCACAAUGUCCCUGCAAUGGCCGGGGCGAGUGUCCCCUGGGGACGUGGCCACCUCUGAACCCACAAUGUCCCUUGCUGGCAGGUUUCAUGGCCCCCGAGCUCCUGCGGGGUGAGGAGUAUGACUUCUCCGUGGACUACUUUGCCCUGGGGGUCACCUUGUAUGAGAUGAUUGUGGCCAGAGGACCCUUCCGAGCCCGUGGAGAGAAGGUGGAGAACAAGGAGCUGAAGCAGCGGAUCCUCGAGGAGCCUGUGAAGUACCCCGACAAGUUCAGCCAGGCCAGCAAGGACUUCUGCGAGGCGCUGCUGGAGAAGGACCCCGAGAAGCGCCUGGGGUUCCAGGACCAGACCUGCGACAGGCUCCGUGCCCACCCCCUCUUCAAGGACAUUAACUGGAGGCAGCUGGAGGCCGGGAUGCUGAUACCCCCUUUCAUCCCAGAUUCCAAAACUGUCUACGCAAAGGAUAUUCAGGACGUGGGUGCCUUUUCCACUGUCAAAGGUGUGGCCUUUGACAAAACAGACACAGAAUUCUUUCAGGAAUUCGCCACUGGCAACUGCCCCAUCCCCUGGCAGGAGGAGAUGAUUGAGACGGGCAUCUUCGGCGAGCUGAAUGUGUGGCGCUCGGACGGUCAGAUGCCAGAUGACAUGAAGGGCAUCUCCAGGGACUCCAGCUCCUCCUCCAAGUCAGGGAUGUGUCUGGUUUCCUAGGCAAUGCUCCAGAGCCCACGCGGAGGAAAAGGACCUGCAGGGCUCGGUGGGGGCCGCCUGCCUCUGUGGUGCCAGCCUGGGGUCUGCCAGCGAGGGGACACGCAGCUCCCUCCACCCAGGUCCCCAUCAUGCUGGCUCCUUGCGGCCCAAGGAGGAGAAAGCCUGAAUCAGCUUGCCAAGCCACCAGACGCCCGCCCUGGUGCUGUGAGCCCCUGACCGAAUAGUCCACUCAUUCUGCUCCAUUUUACUAAGAAGACUUAAGAUGCUCUCUGGAGGAAAUAAGCCAAAAAUCUGCAAACUCUUA